AUGCAUCGAACUGGUUUAGAGAUGAUAAGGCGUCAUCCAUGGGUGAUUUCGAUGGACUGCACAUACAAAACUAACCGAUACGGGCUUCCGCUACUUGAUAUUGUGGGUUCAGCAUCUACUGGACAGACCUGCUAUAUCGCAUUCGCCUUUUUUCAGGAUGAGAAAGAGGAUAACUAUGAAGUUAUUCUUCGCUGUCUUGCAGAAGUUUACGACUCUCUUAAUCUAGCAUAUCCAUGUACAAUAUUGGCAGACAAAGAGCGCGCACUGGUCAAAGCUAUCAAAACAGUCUUCCCUCAUACUAAGACUAUUAGCUGUAUUUGGCAUAUCGAGAUGAACCUGCUAAAGAAAGCACAUCCGCGCCUUUCAGACCAGGUCGCUAUCGCUCGCAGAGAUGGCGCCUCUCUACCUGAGAGCCUUAGCUUCACGCUUGACCAAGCAAUCGCGUUUGAACAGGUCCGCAGAGCCACUAACCAAUCAUCACUGUACACAAAACUCACAUACCUAAUCUCCUCGAGGGCGAUCAAGCAUGUGGAGAGCAUCAGACACUACUAUCUACCAGAAGGACAAGGCAAGCCACUUAUUCCACCAAACUGCACCUGCCGAUCAAAGGAAACCACAGGUUUCCCAUGCAUCCACCUUAUCAAGCAAUAUCAGGAUACACAUCAGAGCUUUGAACCUGAGCUUUUCCACCAGCAGUGGCAUUUAUACAAGCUCGGUGAAGCGCCACCUAUCGACCCUCUGCUCUUAGUGCGGGACCCACCACCUGUUCGACGCCGUGGAAGGCCAUGUGGAGCGGCCAACUUCGUACAGCCUUCACAGGCGUUGAACCUGCAGCAGGGCACACAGCAGAGCACACAGCAGAGCACGCACAACAUAAUAUUUGACCGCUCAACCCAGCGAGAGCCAUCAGCAUUCGAGUAUAUUCUGCCGCCGCAGGAAAGAGGUCAUGGAGGUCAUGGGCAGUGUGGGCGGCGUAGAGCUGGUCCAGGGCGCCCACCAGGACGCAGUCGCAGAGGAGGACAGGGUCAUACUAGAGGGCGUGGGGGGCGUGGAGACGCGGUCGCCAUUGGAAAUCGAAGGGUCCUGCGUAGUAGUCAGCGUGGAGGUCAGGAAGACGCUGAGUAUCAGGAUGGACGCAUCUGA
Aspergillus chevalieri is the source of this 1143-nucleotide messenger RNA. Its product is annotated as transposase. The transcript has a single exon. Lineage: Eukaryota; Fungi; Ascomycota; Eurotiomycetes; Eurotiales; Aspergillaceae. The record is from RefSeq and is a predicted model, not a curated record. The coding region runs from base 1 to 1143 and encodes 380 amino acids. Gene Ontology annotation, molecular function: zinc ion binding. Gene Ontology annotation, biological process: regulation of DNA-templated transcription.